AUGUCUAGUGAUGAAUACGAGACACCAGAGUCAACACCAGCUCCAUCAACUCCGACAUCAACAACAGCGACCACAAGAACAGCUGCACAAUUUACCACAAGAUCCAAUACCAAUUCCAACGAAGAGAAUUCAUCUUCAUCCUUCAAUGGAAACGGUAACGGUCGUGACGUAAAAAAUUCCUCUGCUACAUCAUCAACAUCAUUCAACAAAGAUGACAGUUAUCCAUUAAAACAUGGUUGUGAUGAUAAUUGGACAUGGUCAAAACGACAUCGCUCCAAAGAGGUCGUUUUGAGUGGGCCCAAUAAUCGAACUGUACAUUUUCAUCCGAAUUGGAGCAAAGGAACAGCAGGUGUUCAAGGCAAACGACCAUUAAAUAAUGGCCGAUUCUAUUGGGAAUUGCAUGUAACGCAACGUGUAUUCGGUACUAGUAUAAUGUUUGGUAUUGGAACGAAACAUGCUCGAUUACAUGCGAAUUCAUUUCGCAAUAUGUUGGGUGAAAAUGAGCACGGUUGGGGUCUAUCGCAUAAAGGUGUGUUGUGGCAUAAGGGAGUUGCUUUGUUGUAUACGAGUCGAUUUCGUGAGAAUCAAGCGACUGUGAUUGGUAUAUUGUUUGAUGGAAUCGAAGGUACAUUGACGUAUUAUAAGGAAGGCGAGUGUUUAGGUGUGGCGUUCCGAGGGCUCGAUAAGAUUAAGGAACCCCUCUAUCCAAUCGUCUGCUCAACAGCGGCAAAAACCGAAAUGACACUCAAAUGUGCCCGUCGGGAUUUUGUCAAUCUGCAAGAUCGCUGUCGAGCCGAAAUCAUCAAACAUGUUAAAAAUCGUCGUGAAUUAGCAAAGCUAAAUCUCCCGCCAUCGAUAACAGCGUACCUAAGUGAAGUCUACAACGACAUUAUACCUUGGCGACAAGUUGACAACUAUGACUUUAUAAUCGAUUUUUAGUGUUUAAGUAUGUUAGGUAAAAGAUAUUCAAAUUUAAAUAGCCUUAAACAAGUAAUUGUCAUUUGCAACACCUACCGGUGACAGUGACAAUUAUUUUUUUAAACUCAAUUUAAAAUUAAUUUGAAUAUAGUACAAAUAUUUAUAGU
Molecule: messenger RNA, 1085 nt
Organism: Episyrphus balteatus (marmalade hoverfly)
Lineage: Eukaryota; Metazoa; Arthropoda; Insecta; Diptera; Syrphidae
Gene: SP555
Product: SPRY domain-containing SOCS box protein 3
Exons: 2
Coding region: 1-939 (312 amino acids)
Biological process (GO): intracellular signal transduction; proteasome-mediated ubiquitin-dependent protein catabolic process
Cellular component (GO): SCF ubiquitin ligase complex
Molecular function (GO): protein binding
Source: RefSeq, a predicted model, not a curated record